This is a messenger RNA of Amphiprion ocellaris (clown anemonefish), 2509 nucleotides long. RefSeq names its product homeobox C10a (gene hoxc10a). Gene Ontology annotation, biological process: regulation of transcription by RNA polymerase II. Lineage: Eukaryota; Metazoa; Chordata; Actinopteri; Pomacentridae. Bases 24 to 1016 code for a protein of 330 amino acids. Gene Ontology annotation, cellular component: nucleus. The transcript has 5 exons. Gene Ontology annotation, molecular function: DNA-binding transcription factor activity, RNA polymerase II-specific; RNA polymerase II cis-regulatory region sequence-specific DNA binding. The record is from RefSeq and is a predicted model, not a curated record.
UUCCUGAGUUACCACAUGCAAAAAUGUCAUGUCCGAACAACAUAGCUCCCGGUAACUUCCUCAUGGAUUCCUUAAUGGGAGGAUCAUCUUCCUUCAGGGGUGAGGGUUAUUCCAGCAACCCCGGAAUGUACAUCCACUCAGCUGCAGAGUACGGAUAUUCAGUGAUGAGAAACAAUGGCAAGGUUGGACCGUCUCCCCUCUCCAAAAGAGACGAGCUUCCUCCGGGCGCUCUGCCGCUCAGCGGCUUCCAGGAUGCGUCCUACCUGUCAACACAGCUGGCUCCGUGGACCCCAGGCUCCAAAACCAGUAGGGACGAACAACCUGUUGCCCAGUGUUUACAACCCUGCUCGUUUCCAGCGGGCAGCGUCAAAGAGGAGGCGUUUUGUUGCCUCUAUCAGGAUGACAGCAAUAAGGGGAAGCAGACAACAGAGUCAGCCACUUACAUCCGGCUUGGGGACAAUAGCAGUCGGUCUGAGCAAACUGCCGCCUCAUCCAGCGGCUGUUUCCAGGUGUACAACGUAGAGAGGCCGCAGCAAGACGACCAGCAAUUCCCCUCCGGCUUCUCUCUGACCCACUUGGCGACAUCUGUUGAAUCAGCGGCAGAAUCGACAAUAAGUUGCAGUAAAUCGGCGCAGGACACAACGAGGGAGGUUUCAAAAGCAGAUGAGAGUCAGAGCAAGAGGGAAGAGAAGGCCAAGAGUGACAGCUGUUCAGAUAACUCGGACGGGGAAUUAAAAGGUGACUUAUCCGCGGAAAAGACAACGGGGAACUGGUUAAAAGCCAAAAGUGGAAGGAAGAAGCGGUGUCCCUACACAAAGCACCAGACGCUGGAGCUGGAGAAGGAGUUCUUGUUCAACAUGUAUCUGUCUCGGGAGCGCCGCCUGGAGAUCAGCCGGAGUAUUAACCUGACCGACAGACAGGUCAAGAUCUGGUUCCAAAACAGACGCAUGAAGCUCAAAAAGCUCAGCAGGGAGAACCGAGAAAGGGAGCACAGUGCAGUUUACAACUACUCCUGAAUUUUUUUUUUUAAAUCGCCGCACAUAUGCACACUCACACAUACAUUUACACGCAUACAUACACACACUUACCACAUGCAUAUGCAUAGACACGACAGAUACACACAUGCAUGUGUCAUUUUUGUAAUGAAACCAAUCAGCCAUUCAUUUAUACAUUUUUCUCUUCAUAUGUACACAAACACACACAUAGCUACACACAACGUGCCUUCCUUAUAAAAACGGUGCAACUUGCAGACCAAACUUAACUUCUGGGUGAACACUUGCAGCAGCACUGGAACAGUGAGGUGUUACCAUAUAAUUAUAGUUAUAAUAUGACAUGAUCCAAAGGAAAGGAGGAGGCAAUUCUCAAGUAGUCUAUAAAUAACAAGUGGCAUGUGAGCAGUUUCACUUUGCUAAGCUGUAAUGAAUGUUUUGCCACUUGCUUCUUCCCUGGUCUCUGUUGCUGUGGCAUUUUUUUCGUGCAGUGUAAUGUGCAUGCACAAGAUGAUUUUAAGCUAUGUCAUGGCAAACGAUUCCAAAACAAUAAAAAAAAAGGAGGAAGGAAAUGGAAAGGUAUUACCAACUUUGUCCUUCCCCUGACAUAGUGGUGAAAAUGAGAGGGAGGGAGAGAGACUGCGGAUGAGAGAAGGAGAUCAUGGCAGUUUUAAUAGAAGUGAGAGACCAUAACGUUGAUUUAAAUAUUAUCCAGGUGACCACAGUAAGUCAAGGUCAUAAAAUUCUAAUGUCAGGUUCGCCCUGGAAAGCGUUGGGGGUGGAUUUUAUGAUCUGCAAAUAUAAUGUGCUGCAGCAGUAAAGAUGCGUUUAAAGGUGUGUGUGGAGGAGGGCUAAUCCACACAGCAGAGACUGCAAUGUGCAGGAUCCAGGCGAGGCGCGCUGGGCUGGAAGGAGCAGCCUGCCUCCACCCGGGAUAAUGGAGCUACAUGGGAGCAGGAGAUAAGAAAGAUGGUGGAUAAAGGAGGAACGCGGCGGCCGCAGGAACAAUAACAAGGCAAACACGUGGAUAACAAAGCGUACCUGGGAGGCGUCUGCAGGAUGCAAGAGGAAGAGGGAUCUUCGGGACAGUCACCGCCUCUACCAGCCGCUGCCUGCGUUUAUUCCCCCCACCGGAGGCAAUAAAACCGCGACUGGGAAGGCAAAAGGAGCAAGCAAGCCUGCAAGAAAAGACUUUCUCCGGCAAACAGACACCACGAGCUGCUUGUCGACGGAAUGUGAGGACGAGGCAGCACGGGAGAUGUGCGUUGUGUUGAUAUUUCCCUCUCGCCAUCGGUGACCCCCUCCACCCCCCACCCCACCCCUCGAGCUGCUGCGUUGGACGCCACAAAGUAUGGACAGUCUGCCGAGCUGCUGGCUUCCCCUUAUCGGAGGAAGAAAGGGCUUUGUGGCAGUGAGGAAGCAGUACCUUUCUCCGGACUGUGUAGUCGGUGGUGUGGAGGACUGAGAGCUGCUGCAACAGUUCAUCGGGUCAAAAUGAGUGGCACCGUGGAUUUCUCAGU